This is a messenger RNA of Solenopsis invicta (red fire ant), 4890 nucleotides long. Its product is annotated as putative sodium-coupled neutral amino acid transporter 11. The record is from RefSeq and is a predicted model, not a curated record. Gene Ontology annotation, biological process: amino acid transmembrane transport. Gene Ontology annotation, molecular function: amino acid transmembrane transporter activity. The transcript is spliced from 7 exons. NCBI's taxonomy places the organism in Eukaryota, Metazoa, Arthropoda, Insecta, Hymenoptera, Formicidae. The coding region runs from base 840 to 2321 and encodes 493 amino acids.
AAUUAUAUGAAAAAUCCAAUCUCUGUCAUGCGUUGGAUGUCCCGCUUUUUCGUAAACAGCGGGGUGUCUAGCCUACGCUAUACACCCGCGCGUAUAUAUCGUAACGAUCUGAUGCGGAGACUCGCGCGCGCAGCUCACGUAUUUCACAUAAAAACGCGGAACGAGUCCUGCACGCAAAAUGAAGUUCCGGUAGGAACUGGAAUCGCCGACGGGGAAGAUAUACGACACGGAAUCAAUAACUCGGCUCCCAGUUAUUCCCGCGCUUCAAUAUUUCGUCGGAAGGAAAGCACGAGAGAUAGUAGAAAAGAAAUAGGACGCGACCGGUUAACCGGGAGAGAAAGCAGGGAUGUUCGGAGGCUGCGAGGGUGGGACAAGAAUAGAUGAACAACAAGAGGGAGAGACGGAAGAGGGAGGGUGCGAGGGUGCAAAUGCGUGGGUGUGCAUCGUGGUUAUAGAUAAGGAGGAGAUCGGGCGAUCCCCGGUUUAUUGAGAACAAGGGAAAGAGGAUGAAAAGUUGGGAGGAUUAUGGGGUGCGAUUGAGGCUCACGGUAGAGUGAGAGAGGGAAAUUGGCGAAAAUAUACGUACGCGCGUGCGUGAGCGGAGGAAGAGACCAAGGGGAGCGGAAUCGCGAGUGUGGGAGAGCGGUAGCCAGAGGGGAAAGACGAGAAGCUGAAGAAGGGGCAGAAGAUAGGCCGGAACUUCAGACGUCUACGGACCUGCCCGCGCGAACCUCGUUCCCUCCCUUUAAGUUCCGCACUAUUUUUUUCGCGCUAUCAUUUCUCCCGUUAGAGCUAUUAGGCCGCCUUUUCCGUAAGAGGAUCCUGAUCACGAAAUCGGGAUGGACCGCGUCGCGAACAACGAUGUAAACGAGAAGAGCUACAUCCUGGACGCGAGAAAGAACUUCGAGGACGUCGGCAGUGUCGCAUCGGAGGAGUCCUACGAUGACACGAGACAACUAGUCGGGGAGGAGGAGGACGAGGGGAAGUCCGGCAAAUUUAGCAGCCUGCAGCUCGCGAGCUUCAAUUUCAUCAAUUCCAUCAUCGGCAGCGGCGUCAUCGGAAUACCGUACGCGCUGCAUCAGGCCGGCUUCGGUCUCGGCAUCGGCCUGUUAAUUUUAGUAGCGGUGCUGACCGACUACUCGUUAAUCCUUAUGGUGCGAAGCGGACACAUUUGCGGCGAGAUGAGCUACCAGGGACUGAUGCGGGCGAGCUUCGGCCGCGCCGGCUUUUACAUUCUCACGACGUUGCAGUUUGUCUAUCCGUUCAUAGCGAUGGUCUCUUAUAACGUCGUCGUCGGCGAUACGGUCACCAAGGUCUUAAUAAGAGUGACGGGGAUGAACGAGACGAACAUUUUCGCUCAUCGACAAGUCGUCAUUCUCCUGGCGACCCUCUGCAUCACUAUCCCGCUUUGCCUGUACAGGAACGUAGCGCGGUUAGCGAAAAUUUCCUUCCUCUCUCUGGUCUGCGUCGGAUUCAUUCUUCUCGCCAUCUUCAUUCGGAUGGACACGAUGUCCGCCAUGGUUCCGAGUCAGAAGGACAGUUGGAGGUUCGCCAAUUUCCCGGGGGUCGUCCCAGCCGUCGGUAUAAUGGCGUUCGCCUUCAUGUGCCACCACAACACUUUCCUUAUUUAUGGCUCGAUCGAGAGAGCGACCCAACAAAAGUGGGAUGUGGUGACGCAUUGGUCCCUAUUCACGUCUUUCCUAAUCGCCGCGGCCUUUGGAGUUGCCGGCUACGCGACCUUCACGUCAUACGUUCAGGGCGAUCUCAUGGAAAAUUACUGCUGGGACGAUGAUCUGAUGAAUUUUGCCAGAGUCAUGUUCAGCGGCACCAUAUUGCUCACCUUUCCCAUCGAGUGCUUCGUUACACGCGAGGUGCUCAUGACGGCGAUCAAAGGCACGGACGAAUUGGAGGGACACGAGGCUUACGUGCCUAACUCAGACCGCAAGUACCUGAUAAUCACCUUGUCGAUAGUAUCCACUGCAUACCUGAUCUCCAUGUUGACGGACUGCCUCAGCAUCGUCCUCGAGUUGAACGGUAUCCUUGCCGCGGUGCCGCUCGCCUACGUUUUGCCCGGUCUCUGCUACCUCAAACUCGAGGAGGGACCCAUCUUCUCGUCUAAGAAGCUCCCAGCGCUCGGCCUGAUGACCGCCGGUAUUCUGGCCGCCAUUUCCGGUCUGCUGCUACUCAUAAUCAACAGUAGUUCAGGUACCUGCUUUCACGGCAAGAUAAUGCCGUAUUGCGUCGACAACUCGACGAAGCUGCAUCUCGCCACGACUACGGUGUCCACCGACAGCUUCAACAGUACGACGCACGGGAUCUAAAAGUUUAAUGGACGAGCACGGUAAAUCUUUAGCUUACAAUUAGUCGUAAGUCUGCCCAAUUGUCGAAUGAAAGUAUAAUGUGAUUAAUUUUGCGGGACAAAUAAUGCAGGCAUCAUUUGAAUUGCCAAACCGGCAAAAUAAAUUACAGCACGCACAUACGUAUACAUAUAAUCAAAUUGAUAAAUCGGGAUUUGAUAUUCGCUUAUUAAUAUCCCACAUUUUGAUGCAGCGUAUCCGAUACAUAAUCGCUUCGAAAAUUUGAAAAAAACGUGAAAUUUUAUAUACCGUAAACUUGUGGGGGGAAAAAAGAUCGAAUUUAUACGAAAUCAGAUGAAGCAAGAUUUAUGAAUAAAUACAUUGUUCCAAUGAGAGGAUUAUAAUAUACUGUUACGGAAAAUAAUACUGCGCGAACUGUUUGCAAAUCAGGUUUAAAGGGAUUAGCGAGUAUGCUAACGUAUCCUAAUUGAUAGAUCUCACAUUGUGAAAAUAUUUUGUGCUUUAAAAUAGACUUUAAUAUUAAAUAUGUGGGACGUAAAUUUAUAGGGGAAAAAAAAAGGAAGGUGACCGUUUGUGUAUAAACAAUCAGGAAUAUUUAAUUAUGUUGGAUAAUACUGUUCCCUCCACGAUUGCAUUCCACGAGAAUCCAUUCCACGAUCAGCGCGAUAUGAUUGAGAAAUUUCGAACGCAUGAUUAUCGCAAUAUACGUAUAAUCAAUGCAAUAUGGGAUUCGGCUUACGAGCGAGAAUCCCGAAAAAAAAAUUGGCAAUAGAUAUAUAAUCGUUCUUUCCACCGUUUUUAGUAAAGUGUAUAGACCUAUGAAUGUUUGUCGCACGCAACUUUACCGAGAUACAAUUAAGUAAAGUCGUAAUCUUUCAAAUUAGUUGUAUGCACAAUGAGCUUGAAACUCACGAUUGAAGACGAUUAAUUGACACUCCGCGGCGCACAUUAGAAAGACAGAAUUUCAAUGUAUCAAUCGAAGUAAUUAUUGAACUUCCGAUACUCUAUUAUUAUACGUGAAAGAAAAAAGGCGAGAGGACUCUUGUAUUUAGUCCUGAUAAUAUUCCAAAGAUAAGGUUCUAAAAAAAAUCUCUGUGGUUAUAAAAUGAGCGAGAAUUUUAAAGGAUAUAUUAUAAUUUUAAAGAAUAGUUAUAUCGCGAUUAGAAGAGAUUAUGACUAGACAACUAACGUAUAGAAUACGUGAGCUAAAAUCUGAUUAUAUUUUUAAAAAAGAUGUUGAACAGACAAAUGACUUAUAAAUGAGAGGCUAUAUGUAUAUGUAUACACAUAUGUAUAUAUCUAUAUACAUAUACACUAUACGUAUAUGCAUAUUACGUUUGUAUUUUUUCGUGACAAGAGACAAGGGACUAAUAUUGAAUGUUGAAAGUAACAAGUAUAUAACAAAUCUAUUAAAUCUAUUAAAUGUUUAUAAGGAAAAUGAUUCGCCGCUUGAAGGCUAUUCGCAAUUUGUCUUGUCCAAAUUUUCAAUAAGCUGUGCGUUUCAUUUAUUUAUUUUAUUUUAUUUUUUUUUUUUAAGAAAGAAGAGAAACCAGCACUGAUCAUUUUUCAAUUCUUUACAAAAAGAACUCGUAAAACUGUAUUUAAAAUUAUUUUCUUACAUAUAUGCAAGCUUUUUUAAUACGAUCGAAGUUAAGCAUUGUUUGUUUGCAAUAUACGGAAAUAUUAGUAUACGUAACAUGAACUAUAGAUUUUCAUUACUGGCAGUGUAUACGGUAAACCACGAUUGAAAAAAGUUUCUUUGAUUUUCAAUCUCCGAAAACUCCAAUCAGAGACUCCGGCUUUUUGAACGAAUUUCCGAGAAGAGAGCCAGAUUUGAUGAGAAAUUUAACGAAUUGGAUAAUAUUGAUCUAAUAGGUGAUCUGGCAAAACUAAUAACUGUGAUUGGAACGCAACUAUAGUGGCAUAACGAUCGCGAUAAAAUUUUUUAGUCACCACUCAGAUUUUCUCCUUUUGCUUGUUUAGUUGCUCGAAAGAUUUUGGCUUUGAAGAAUAAGUGUUGGUUCACAAUCUUGCUUUAAAAGGCUUUACACCGUAAGAUCGUAAGAAAUUGACCAAUCACAGUCGACUUUUCUUCUCGCAUUCAACUGUGAUUCGUUAAUUUUUUACGGCCUUUUAAAGCAAGGUUGUAGACCGAUACUUAUCUAUACUUUUAAAAGACAAAGGAAGAAAAGGGGAGCCAAUGUGACUGUAAUAUAUUAAAAUAUUAUAUAAAACCAUAAUGGAAAAAUGACACAAUCACACGAGGGGCGGAAGUAAAUUUCUCCUUCCGCAAAAAUAACGCUUUACAAAAAGGAAAAAAAAACACUGAUAAGAAAAAGACCAUACAGGGGGAAAGUAUUUAUCGCGCGUGAUUCGCGUACUAUAGCAUGUAAGGCAAAAGAAUCAAAUAUGUCUACCUGUUUAUUGAAUAAAUAUAAAGAAAGAUAUAUAAGAAGCCUCUAUUUGAGAUAGAAAAUUAUAAAGAGCCUAAGUUGAUAUAUUAUAGGAACAGUCACGGCCUAGAGAAAACGGGAUGUGUUAUCGGUAAAUAUACGCGUGAUGAAACAAAAAA